Molecule: messenger RNA, 3220 nt
Organism: Drosophila gunungcola (fruit fly)
Lineage: Eukaryota; Metazoa; Arthropoda; Insecta; Diptera; Drosophilidae
Gene: Cul4
Product: cullin-4A
Biological process (GO): protein ubiquitination; DNA damage response; ubiquitin-dependent protein catabolic process
Cellular component (GO): Cul4-RING E3 ubiquitin ligase complex
Molecular function (GO): ubiquitin protein ligase binding
Source: RefSeq, a predicted model, not a curated record
CACAUCCCUACUACAAAGCAAUAUUUUCCGCAUGCAACCAAAAACCAAAUAUUAUAAUGCUAGCUGUGGAAUCGUAAUUGCGAAGUUUAAACGAUUUGGAUAACCCAUCAGUGGCCGAAAGACUACCAAUUGGCACCCCGGAAGCCGACUGUCGGACAAGCCCACUCCGCAGCCGGAAAUUGCAAGAGAAGUGUCUUUGCCUUGAGGUCGCCAGUUGCCAAUUUGUUGUCGGACCCUGUGCAAAAGUCGAAAAAAUCGUCAGUGGUAAUUGCUGGUAGUCCUCUAACGGGACAAGGCCAGGCCGGUGCGACGAAAGCAGGACCGGAUCAGAAGCAGGAGCAGGAGUGGAGUCGAGCCCGCGGGCAGCUGGGUUCCAAAACUAUGAGUGCUGCCAAGAAGUACAAGCCCAUGGACACAACUGAGCUACACGAGAACACCGAGAAUAUCGCCGCGUGCCUGAAGAAGGCCGAAUCCGUUGCUGCCGCCGGUGCAGCCGCCUCGAGCCUGGGCCGCAGUGCCUUUGCUGCCCAAAACAUGAACUCCGCGUCCACCAACGGCGAACGCCUGCCAAACUUCUCCAAGCUAAGCGGCAGCCAUGGCGAGAUUCGCACGGCUUCAACUACCUCAAACCUCCUCAAUCGCGUGGGGGCCAUACACAACAGCAAGCCCGGCGAUGUCAAGAAGAUAGUGAUUAAGAACUUCAAGGCUAAGCCCACACUGCCCGAUAACUACUCCGAGGACACGUACGUGAAGCUCGAGGAGGCUGUUAUCGCCAUCCAACUGUCAAAGCCCAUUAAAUAUUCGCUGGAAGAGCUCUACCAGGCGGUGGUGAACAUGUGCAGUCACAAAAUGGAUGCACAGUUGUACUCAAAACUCAAGGAGCUGACGGAGCAGCAUGUGAAGCGUAAUAUAAAGCUCAAGGAGCUCACCGGCGGCAGCAUGGACAAACUGAUCCUGCUGGAGAAGAUCAACCACUGGUGGCUCUCGUUCUGCCAGCAGAUGAUCAUGAUUCGCAGCAUAUUCCUCUACAUGGACCGGACCUAUGUGCUGCAGAACUCGUCCAUUCACUCGAUUUGGGACAUGGGGCUGGACCUUUUUCGCAUCCAUUUUGCUCAGAACAGCGUCGUCCAGAAGCGGACCGUCGACGGUUUACUAACACUGAUAGAAAAGGAACGACAGGGUUCCACUGUGGAUCGCGGUCUGCUGAAGAGUUUGGUCCGCAUGCUGUGCGAUCUGCAAAUCUACACAAGCUCCUUUGAGGAGAAGUUCCUCGAUGCAACCAACCAAUUGUACAAGGCUGAGAGUCAACGCAAGAUGCAGGAACUGGAGGUGCCCGAGUACUUACAGCACGUCAACAAGCGCUUGGCCGAGGAGAACGAGCGCUUGCGACACUAUCUGGACUCUAGCACAAAACAUCCGCUGAUAUAUAAUGUGGAAAAAGAAUUGCUCGCGGAGCAUCUAACAUCAAUAUUGCAGAAGGGCUUGGAUUCGUUGUUGGAAGACAACAGACUGAACGACCUCACACUCUUAUACGGGCUGCUUAGCCGAGUCAAAAAUGGAACUUCUGAACUGUGCGGCAACUUCAACGGUUUCAUUAAGAAAAAGGGACGCACCAUUGUCAUCGAUCCUGAGAAGGACAAGAGUAUGGUCCAAGAUUUGCUCGAUUUCAAGGAUAAAAUGGAUGUGAUCGUUCGCAGCUGCUUCGAGCACAAUGAGAAAUUUACCAACUCCUUGCGAGAGGCCUUCGAGUUCUUUAUUAAUCAGCGUGCCAACAAACCGGCCGAGCUCAUUGCCAAAUACGUAGACAUGAAACUGCGAUCUGGCAACAAGGGAACCACCGAUGAAGAAUUGGAGAAGACUUUGGACAAAAUCAUGGUCCUGUUUCGAUUUAUUCAUGGCAAGGAUGUCUUUGAGGCGUUUUACAAAAAGGACUUGGCCAAACGGUUGCUGGUGGGGAAAUCGGCCUCAGUGGAUUCUGAAAAGAGUAUGCUGUCCAAGUUAAAACAGGAGUGCGGAGGAGGAUUUACGUCCAAGCUGGAAGGCAUGUUCAAGGACAUGGAGUUGAGCCGGGAUAUCAACAUAGCGUUCCGCGGACACGCGUUGAGCAACAACCGCGAUGUUCACAACUUGGACUUGUGCGUUAGCAUUCUGACAAUGGGCUACUGGCCAACAUAUGCGCCCACGGAAGUCACAAUGCCGCCACAGUUCAUCAAUCCGCAGCAUUUUAAUAAGUUUUAUCUGGAAAAGCACAGUGGGCGGAAGUUGCAGUGGCAGCCAACGCUGGGGAACUGCAUGCUACGUGCGCAAUUUGAUGCGGGUCCGAAAGAACUAUUGGUCUCGCUGUUUCAAGCGCUCGUGCUGCUGCUGUUCAACGACAAGCCCAUUUUAAGUUACGAGGAGAUUUUGGCCGCCACCCUCAUUGAGGAUGGUGAGUUGCGGCGAACGCUUCAGUCCCUUGCUUGUGGUCGCGCCCGCGUCAUAACGAAAACACCGAAAGGUCGCGAAAUUUUGGAUGGCGAUCAGUUCGACUUUAACAAUGAGUUCACAAACAAAUUGUUCAGAAUCAAGAUCAACCAAAUACAGAUGAAGGAGACGAAUGAGGAGCAAAAGGCGACGGAGGAGCGUGUUUUCCAGGAUCGACAGUAUCAAAUAGACGCGGCUAUUGUGCGUAUCAUGAAAAUGAGAAAAACGCUUAGCCACAAUCUACUCAUCACAGAGCUGUUCAACCAGCUCACCUUCCCCGUCAAGCCCGCUGACUUAAAAAAACGCAUCGAGUCGCUUAUCGAUCGCGACUACAUGGAGCGGGAUAAGGAUAAUCAAAACCAAUACAACUAUGUGGCAUAAGUGGCCCCAGCUUCUGUGAACUCCGAACACCGAUUCGAUUGUAAUUCGUUCUAUAUACCAUACGCAUACAUACAUACUAACAGUCUAAUGAAGUUUUUGGAGUGUUUCUGGUCCGUUCAGCGAUGCUCAGUUUUGUCAUCUGACAUUUGGUUUUUUCUAUAACUAGAUCGUUGAACUAUCCCCCAGCUAAUGGUAGUAUAGUUGCUACAGUUCUUUUUGUAAGUUACCUUAUCAACCAAUAAAUUAAGCGUUUGAUUUACAAGCCAUGCCCCGUGGAAGAGGUCAUCGCCGUCGGAAUGUAGAAAACGCCAGCAAUAUAGAAAUGUCCUCAAACCGAUAAAAGAACCAAGCGUUCAAUAAACUCAUUUAUUGGACU